Molecule: messenger RNA, 2374 nt
Organism: Condylostylus longicornis
Lineage: Eukaryota; Metazoa; Arthropoda; Insecta; Diptera; Dolichopodidae
Gene: cactin
Product: splicing factor Cactin
Exons: 3
Coding region: 116-2230 (704 amino acids)
Biological process (GO): mRNA cis splicing, via spliceosome
Cellular component (GO): spliceosomal complex; cytoplasm
Molecular function (GO): protein binding
Source: RefSeq, a predicted model, not a curated record
GCCAGGUUAAAAACAAGGUAAAUUAAAUUGAAUAACAAAUAUAGGAAAUAAAAGGGAAACGUUUUAUAAAUUAUAAAUAAAUCAUAGGAGUAAUUAUAUUUUUAAAAGUAUUGUAAUGGGCAAACAUAAAAAACAUUCGAAAAAACACGAUUCUUCAGCAAACGAUUCGAGUGACUCAAAUACAACUCAGAAUAAUGAAAAACACGAAAACAAAUCUGUGAGCAAAAAAAAAUUGAAGCACAAAGACAGAAAGGAAAGAAGCUCCUCACGAGGCCGUGACCGUGAAAAAUCUCGUCAUUCAAAAAAAGAAAAAGAGCAAUAUAAACAUAGUUUAAGUAGUCGUAGGAAAUCGACUUCAUCUUCAUCUUCAGAUGCUAGCAAUAAAUCAUACAAAUUGUUAAAAAUGUUAGAAGAAAAACGUGUUCAGCAAGCCAUAGAUCGCAAACGGGCGAGAGAGGAUAUGAAAGCGAAGGAAACACCAGAAGAAAAACGAGCAAGGCGUUUACGUGAAAAGCAAAUGAAAGAAGCAAAACGUAGAGAACGUAUGGGAUGGGAUAAUGAAUAUCAACAUUAUACUAACCAAGAUAAUCCAUUUGGUGAUGCUCAUUUAACGUCAACUUUUGUAUGGCAUAAAAAACUGGAAAAAGAAGGUCUCGACAAUGUAGCUCCUGAAGCAGUGGAAGCUUUAAAUCGGAGGAAACAAUUGGAAAAUAGAUUAGAAUUAGAAAAAGUAAAGAAACGUAGAAUUGAAAGAGAAUUAGAAAGACAAAAGAGGGAAGAAGAACUGAUACUGCAGCAAAGAACAAAAGAAGCGGCACAAUUUGAAGAAUGGGAGCGUCAAGAGGAUCAGUUUCAUCUUGAACAAGCAAGGUUAAGAAGUAAAAUUCGCAUUCAGGACGGUAGAGCAAAACCAAUCGAUUUAUUAGCUCAAUAUAUAUCCAACUCAAAUUUGGAGGAAACAAUUGAAAUGCAAAUGCACGAGCCUUAUACUUUUCUGAAUGGACUUGGUGUUUCGGAUUUGGAAGAUUUGUUAGUUGACAUAAGAGUAUAUAUUGAGCUGGAAAAGGGAAAAAACUCUGAAUUUUGGGAAGAUAUGACUACAAUUGUGGAAGAUGAAUUACAAAAAUUAAAAAAAUUAGAGUUAGGAGGAGAAUAUCACGCUAAAGUAGGAAGACGUGAAGGAAUUCAUCAAAGUGUUGCUAAAGAUGUUGCAAACAUAUUUCGCGGAAAAACUACCAAUCAACUUGAGGAACUUAAAAAGAAGAUAGAAGCAAAAAUUUCAGGCAAAGCUGAAGGUGUUGACAUAAGUUAUUGGGAGAGUCUACUAUCACAAUUAAAAGCACAUAUGGCCAGAGCCCGACUAAAAGAUAAACACCAAGAAAACCUAAAACAAAAAUUGGAAUUAUUGAAAAGUGGAGACAGUGUACUUGAUAACCAACCAUCCGAUCAAAUUUCUAAUAUUUGCAUUAAAACAGAAAAUAUUGAUGACGCUGAUGAUUCAAGCCAACAUAGUAGAGGAAUAAGUGGCAAUUCGGAAAUAGGUAAUCAUGGUAAAUCUGAGGAAGAGAACGCUCAAGAUAUAUUAGAGUCCUGUUUCCAAACAUAUGAUGAAGGAAGUUACAGUCCCAAAUACUUGACUAAAUCCGAAAUAGAUGAUAAUAUUCAAAUUAUGACUGAAGAACAAGAUGAAAAAAAUUUGGAAAAAUUAAGAUACCGUUUGAUCAAAGCUGAUGAAGAAGAGCAAGAGUAUACUAAAGAAGAACUUCUUUUACAAAGGGAAGCCAGAAAAGGAAUGAAUGACGACGAAGUUGAGUUUUCCGUUGAAACGGAAUUAGAUUCCCAAGUUUACCUUUGGUCUGAUAAAUACAGGCCAAGAAAGCCAAGAUAUUUUAACAGAGUUCACACAGGUUUUGAAUGGAACAAAUAUAAUCAAACUCAUUAUGAUAUGGAUAACCCACCACCAAAAAUUGUACAAGGAUACAAGUUUAAUAUUUUCUAUCCAGAUUUAAUUGAAAAAAACUCUACACCACAAUAUUUUUUGACACCUUGUGCUGAUAAUAAAGAUUUUGCCGUUUUAAGAUUUCAUGCUGGGCCACCAUACGAAGAUAUUGCCUUUAAAAUAGUCAAUCGAGAAUGGGAAUUCAGUUACAAAAGAGGAUUUCGAUGUCAGUUUCACAAUAAUAUUUUUCAGUUAUGGUUCCACUUCAAGAGAUAUCGUUACAGAAGAUAAAAAUGUUUAUUAUUAUUAGAAUUUUUAUACACAUGCAUAUAUUUAUAUUAGUAUUUUAAUUUCGUAGUUAUGGCAAGAAAAUGUUAGGUUUUAGGUAAAAAAACAUUUAGAAUAUUCGUGAAUUAAAAUUACAAAUAAAAUACA